CAGGAAGAUCCCAGAUGGGAUAUCGAACAAGCUCGACGAGAUGUCACCGCUCUCAAAUCUCGUGCAAGAGGCAGUAUAUCGAUUCCAUCACUCUCUUCAGCUUCGCAUACUGCAAAGCGGAUUAUGGUCUACCUUGUUCCAUCUCCCAUUCAAAGCGUCCUCUACCCAUCAGCCAGACCAGCAUCUGACAUUACAGUUCGUCCGAAACCAACAGCAUGGUUAGAUGGUAUGCGUGGCAUCGCAGCGUUGCUGGUAUACAUCUAUCAUCUGUCAUAUUCGACACACGAUGUCUAUACCGGCUGGAGCGAAGGUCAUCACGACUUUCUACGCCUGCCAUUCAUCAAGACCUUGUACAACGGUCCUGCCAUGGUCUCCCUCUUCUUCGUUUUGUCUGGCUAUGCCCUAUCCUACAAGCCUGUCAAGCAGAUGCGCAAUGGAGAGUAUGAUGCAUUGUUUUCUGGCUUGUCUUCGUCUGUGUUUCGCAGAGUGAUCCGCUUGUAUCUGCCUUGUGUUGCUUCAACCUUUGUUAUUGUGGUUCUCGUACGUCUGGGAUUCUACAGCCGCACGAUGGAACUCGCGACUGAUGCCAAACGCCUGCCCGGUACCCGUGAGCAUCAUGCCUGGCGCUAUGACACCCUGACAGAGCAAGUUUGGAUCUGGAUCAGAAGCUUCUGGGGCUUUAUGAACCCAUUUGCCUCGACGGGACUUGGUAAAGAUUACUGGACAAUGACCCUGUUCUAUGGCGGCUUUCUCAUGGCCGAGAUGGACAUUCGACGGAGCGCUUUGAAGGGGUCUCACAAAAUCGCCUCUAACAAUAGCUCGAGGGUCUUCUGGUCUGCUGUUUACAUCACAGUCUUUCUGUGCGGCGUUUUCUUGGCCGGUCAGCCCGAGAGAAACGUAAAAGGCACAUAUGUUUGGGAAACAAUCAUUUCUCUAAUUCCUGACUACGUUAGAGAAAAGUGGAGAUACUGGACCUCAUGGGGAGCGCUUUUGAUUGUCUGGUCGACUUCAAAUGACUAUCUGCUCCAAUGCAUUUUCACCAAUCGUGCGUCGCAGUACCUCGGCAGGAUAUCUUUCUCCUUGUAUCUGGUGCACGGCUCUAUCAUCCAUACUUUGGGAUAUGGCUUGCUGCAGUCACUCUGGAGUACCAUUGGUGAGGAUCGANAAGAGACGUGCUUCGUCAUCAUGGCGACUUGUGUCACUGUGAUGACUGUCUGGUGGGCCGAUGUGUUUAUGAGGUUGGUAGAUGUGCCUUCGGUGAAGUUCGCCAGGUGGCUCGAAGAGAAGUGUGUUGCCAGGAAGAAGAUGGAGGUCAAGGAAGAACCUGCAUGGCGAGAUGCAAGCGCACUCGUA
Molecule: messenger RNA, 1353 nt
Organism: Aureobasidium musti
Lineage: Eukaryota; Fungi; Ascomycota; Dothideomycetes; Dothideales; Saccotheciaceae
Source: the annotation of a GenBank genome assembly